AAUUAGUGGAGGGAGGGAGUAAUUGGGCAUCUUCUCAAGAAUUUUAUCCCUCUCUAAUUAGCAAAAUUAGACCAAAAGCAAAAGAGGGAUGGAUAAUUGAACCAGUUAUAGGACUUUGUGGUAGAGAGUAGAGAGAGAAUGACGACAACAAAAGAAUCUCCGGCGGUGGCAGCUGCCUCAAUCUCCAUUGAUGUACCUGCGGAAUACUCCAAAGCAGUCAUUCAAUUUGUCAAUCGAAUGGGAGCUGCUGAAACAUUCAAACCACAACACAACGUGGACGACGCUUUCUCCAACCUUAUAGGAGGAGUUCUUAAGGUUAUCUCAAUCGAAAGGGGAAAACUCUCCUGCUCCCUCGAUGUCAAGGCUCCAAUUUUGAAUGCUUAUGGUGGAAUGCAUGGAGGUGCUGUUGGGGCUGUAGCUGAGAGGGUUGCCAUUGCUUGUGCUAGAACAGUCGUUGGAGAAGACAAAGAUCUCUUUCUUGGAGAACUAGGCUUGUCAUAUCUCUCUGCUGCUCUACAUAAUGCUGAAGUAAUCAUUGAUGCCCACGUAGUGAGGAGCGGGAGGAACCUGACAGUAGUUGCAGUUAAUUUCCGACUUAAGGGAUCAGGGCGACUGGCGUUCUUGACUCGUGCCACAUUCUACAAUAUGCCCGUGUCGAGUUUGUGAGAUUAUCAUCCCAGACAUGUAAGAUUUUUUCCCCAUCCGUAAUAUGCAUUCUGUUAGUUCUUACUUGCAAAAAGGAAGGGGUGUGUGUUUAUAUGAUGAAAAAGCAAACCAUGAUUAAGAUAUUGAUGCUUUUCAAUAGCCAUAUAUAGCUUUUCAUGCCAUUGGUUUACAUUUUUGGAGUUCCCUAAUGUGAUCCAGUAUCGUGUUUAUAUACCGUUUGCUUUGUACGCAACGCAUUACGUAUAUAGAUUAUGGCACAUAUUUUGCA
This is a messenger RNA of Salvia miltiorrhiza (redroot sage), 934 nucleotides long. RefSeq lists its product as uncharacterized. Lineage: Eukaryota; Viridiplantae; Streptophyta; Magnoliopsida; Lamiales; Lamiaceae. The transcript is spliced from 3 exons. The record is from RefSeq and is a predicted model, not a curated record. Gene Ontology annotation, molecular function: fatty acyl-CoA hydrolase activity. The coding region runs from base 139 to 666 and encodes 175 amino acids.